Thecamonas trahens ATCC 50062 is the source of this 2646-nucleotide messenger RNA. Its product is annotated as swi/snf complex subunit smarcc1. Lineage: Eukaryota; Apusomonadida; Apusomonadidae. The record is from RefSeq and is a predicted model, not a curated record. Gene Ontology annotation, molecular function: protein binding. Bases 1 to 2646 code for a protein of 881 amino acids. The transcript has a single exon.
AUGUCGGGCGAGACCAAAAAGUCGGGGACGACCCUCGCGGCCAUGUUCUCCCAAGUCAGCACACUGGGCCAACUUGAGAAGCUUGUGGAUGUACUCAACAACAUGCCCGGUGUGACGGGUGUGACGGGCAAGUCACUGGCUCAGGUGCUUACUCAGUUCAUCGUCUUUCAGGAUGAACACCUUGGAAAGCCCGCUGUCGAUGCUGCUACUGCUACUGGCAAGGCCGUCCCGGAGGUCACCAAGAUCCCUGCUGUCGCCUUUAAGGACAUGUCGGUCGGCGGGAGCCUCAACGUCAUUGCUGCCACCCUGUACGAGGCCAGAAACCAGCUGGGUUGGCGCCGCUUCGAGUUUGCCUCAAAGGUCAAGGUCGAGAACAACAUCGAGCUCGUUGUCCGUGUUGCCCAGGCCCUCGCCGCCGCGGGCAAGCUCCCGGUCUUCAAGUGCUUCCUCGACCCAAAGCUCGACAUCGAGUCGAACCGCAAGCUUGCUGCCAUUGUCGCCCGCCAUGGCGGGACGGUUGUCAACUCGCCCGCCGCCGCCACCCACCGCGUUGUGCCCAACAUCCCUUCGGUCGAGUUCAAGCCCGACGUCGAGGAGGAGGAAUUCUUCCGCGUCAUCGAGGCCAAGGACGGCAAUGUCCUGCUCCACUGGUGGUACUAUCCCGACUCGUACGACCAGUGGGUGCCCGAGACCUCGCUCCACGUCAAGCCGGACCCGCCUGAGGAGCCGAAGGUCCCGCGCGUUGUCUACGCCCGCUGGCUCACCGACACCGAGCGGUUCAACGAGUGGAUGAACGACGAGGACUACGAGCCGCAGGAGGACGAGGCGACCGAGAAGGCGGGCGCUCCUGCUGCUUCUGUCGCACCAAGGGCCGCCGAGCCCGCGCAGGUCGCCCCACACGAGACGUCGGCCGCCUCCCGCAAGCGGCGGCGGUCGGGAUCAUCGCCGCCGCCGGCAGACUCGCGGGCGUCGAAGCGGUCCAAGUCGCGGGCGGUCCACCGCGAGGUCGAUCCCGUGGCCGCGAGCUCGGUGCCUGCCGCCGUCGGGAGCGACGCCAAGACGCUGAUGCGGACCGAGAUGCUCCUUGCCAAAAAGAGCAAAGGCAAGGGUGAGACGGGCUCGAGCUCGGGCACGGGCCCCGCACCCAUGGAGGGCGUGACGCCCGGUGGGGCCAACGACCUCUCCACGGCUGCGUUUUCCGAGGGUAUCGCGCCCCCGGCACACCUUGUCCCAGCCUUCCUCGACGCCACAACCAUGAAGGCGGUCGAGGCUGGGCGCGGCCUCGGCGCAGCGUUCCAGGCCAAGUUUGCCGGCGCGGCGCGGACAGUCGUCGUUCCGUCGCACGCCUCGUGGUUCUCGCUCGACGGCGAGUGCCACCCGAUCGAAGUCGGCGCCCUCUCCGAGUUUUUCAACGGAACGAAUCCGUCCAAGACGCCCGAGAUCUACAAGCUCUACCGCAACUUUAUGGUCAACACCUGGCGGCAGGAUCCGUCUCGGUACCUCUCGCUCACUGCCUGCCGCCGCUCGCUCACCGGCGACGCCGGCGCCAUGCUCCGCGUCCACUCGUUCCUCGAGUCUUGGGGCCUCAUCAACUACCAGGUCAAUCCCGAGACUCGGCCGCUUGUCUUUUCCCACACCCACACGCCGCAUGCCGCCCUCAUCGGCGACGCCCCGGGUGGAGUCUUUCCCAUGAACGCUGCCGGCGAGGCUGCGCUCGAGGAGACCAUUGUGACGACGCUCGGUGCCGUCCCGGCUCCGCCAUCGGCUGCAGGCUCGCGCUCGCGCCCCGAGGUCGCUGCCAGCAAGGUCGUCUCCAAGCUCUCGACCAAGCCCAACGUUGUUGGCCCGCUGCCGAACCUCGUCCUCCAUUGCGGUGGAUGCCACAACGAGGUGACCGGGCCCAACUGGGUCGCCCGCCACCCGGCCACCUCCAAGCCGCUCGUCCUCUGCGACAGCUGCUUCCGCAACAAGCGCAUGCCGCAGGGCAUCGACGCCGACGCCUUUACCCGCGGGCCCGAGCCGUCGUCGAUCUCCCUCGACACCGAGUGGACCGACGAGGAGACGCUCAAGCUUGUCAAGGCCGUCGCCGCCACGCCCGACGCCACCUGGGACGAGAUUGCCCGCGCCGUCGGCACCAAGUCCAAGGCCGAGGUCGUUGCUCGCAUCCUCAAGCUCCCCAUCGAGGAGCCGUUCCUCUUCUCGUCGGCAGGCGAGAAGCCAAAGCCGUUUGUCCGCGCGCCCAACCCGGCCAUGUCAGUCGUUGCCUUCCUCACCGCCGCCGUCUCGCCGGAGCUCUCCGCCGUCGCCGCCUACACCGCGCUGGCCGCAGGCGCCGACGCCGCCACGCCUGCGCCGGAGCUCGCCCGCGACCUCCUCACCUCACACGGCCUCUCUCCCGCCGAGGCGGCCCUCGUCACCAACCGCGCCGCCGCAUUUACCAGUACCGUCGAGGUCGCUAUGCGCGCCCGCAUGAAGGCUGCCCAGCAUGACGCCGAGAUCCAGGACCGCCUCGCCUCGCUCGUCGAGAUCCAGCUCCGCAAGCUCCAGCACAAGCUCGACAAGCUCGACAAGCUCGACUCGCUCUAUGCCGCCGAGCUCGACCUCCUUGCCUCGGACGAGCGUGCCGCCCUCUUUAACACCCAGUAG